UCAGAUCCUGAGUAUAAAAGACUUAGAGAACAAGCUGACCUAGCUUAUAAGAAAAAACAACAGCUAUCUAGUGAAUCUCAAAAAGCUUAUAAAAACGGUGAUGGCCAAAGAGCUCAUGAAUUAUCAGAAGCUGCAAAGAAACAAGUUGACAUAGCUGAAAACUAUAAUUUUCAAGCUGCAGAAUAUGUGUUUGUUGCCAAUAAUGCUGAUAGUGAUUCUGAUGAAAUAGAUUUACAUGGGUUAUAUGUCAAAGAAGCCCAAUGGGUUUUGAAAAAAAGAAUAGUGGCUGGUAUUCAAAGACAUGAAAGUAAAUUAGAAGUUAUUGUUGGUAAAGGUCUACAUUCUCAAAACGGUGUUGCUAAAUUGAAACCUGCAGUGGAAGAACUAUGUGAUGAAGCUGGUUUCAAAUCCCAUAUCGAUCCUAAAAACACUGGUGUUUUGGUUAUAAAUUUA
This is a messenger RNA of Hansenula anomala, 453 nucleotides long. RefSeq names its product Smr domain-containing protein. The transcript has a single exon. The annotation marks the transcript as partial. The record is from RefSeq and is a predicted model, not a curated record. NCBI's taxonomy places the organism in Eukaryota, Fungi, Ascomycota, Saccharomycetes, Phaffomycetales, Wickerhamomycetaceae.